CAGCAAGUCGAGCGCAUGUAACUUUGUCCUUGUCAUUCGGUAGAACAAGUUGUUCGCCCAUGGUACCGUCAACGCCUACGUACUCAUACCCUUUAUGUGCAAACUUUAGCCUUCUUAUCCCCCUACCCUUCCCAACCUUCUACAGCAAGACACACCGCGAAUACCUCCCCGCUCCGUCUUCACACAAUGUCUGCCGCCGCAACCACCCACGUAUUCCCCAACCCCACGAUCUACCCUCCACCUUACUACAAUGGCCGAGCGCAAAACCUUCCAAAAAACGACCCAUCCGACUUUGACCCAUCAAAAAUCACCCGCUCAAGAAAGUCCUCAAAACCUCCCACCCGAACCGUCGUAAACUUCGCCUGCCCCUUCCGCAGCAUGCGCUGCCUCACCUGCAACCACUACACCGCCCGCGGCAAAGUCUUCCGCAACAGCCCCAAACAUAUCUCGCCUAAAAGCUACCUCGGUGUAAAGAAAGUUAUGCUGCACUGCAAGUGUCCUGGCUGCGCCGCGGCAAUCGUUAUCGAGACCGAUCCUAAGAAUAUGGAUUAUAGGAUUGUGAAUGGGGCGCAGAGGGAGUUUGAAGUUUGGAGGGAUGAGGAGCGCGCUGGGGAUAUUGAGGAGCAGCGUUUGGAGAGGCUUGAGAGGGAAGGGGGUAGAGAGGGUGAUGGUAAAGCGACGCUGGAGACGCUGGAACGGAAGACUGAGGAUGCGAGGGUUGGGAUUGCUGUUGCUGAUGCUAAUGCGUUGGAUGAGAUUAUAGCGGCGAAUGCACGGAGGGAGGGCAUAGACGCGAAGGGUAACGUGGUCACUCGUUCGUCGUCGAGAGAGGUUGAGGAUGCGGAAGAUGCGGAGAUCGCGCGCGCUGUUUUUAGGGGGACGAAGAGGCGUUCACCGGAUUUGGUAUCAGCUGGAGAGUCGACGGAUGUGAAGUUCUCGGUGUCUAGGCCGGCGAAGACGGUUAAGAAGGAUUUUGCGAGACCGUUGGGGAUUAGGAGGAAGAUGAAUGUUUAGUGUUUUGUGUAGUUGAUCAAUAAAAGAUGACCGUUCCAUAUACCUCCGCUACCCAUAUAUUUCCCUCUAAGUAUCGUGUAUCAAAAGGUGAGCGAUCGCACCUCAGGAAAUACCAAGAGGUACUUCUACAAGCUUGACGCUAACAAUUACCCGCAAAUACUAUAUGAGUCUGCAAACUGCCAAUCAUGGCCAGCAAGGCCGUACUUCGCUUUAGGCUUGAUGCGGUCUAAUACAUGUGCAAGCCGCACGACGCCUGCUCUUGAAAGCUGCCACCGCAUGCUCCGCUCGUUGGGAAUUUUGUACCACAGAUAAGACUUUAAUUGCCAUGUUCGUCCAAACCUGUAGUUGAGCGCAGGCGGAUCCAAGGGUAGAAUCUUGAGGAAAUGACGCCGGACAGAUUUUGAACUGAUCCUGUUCUUA
Molecule: messenger RNA, 1434 nt
Organism: Alternaria rosae
Lineage: Eukaryota; Fungi; Ascomycota; Dothideomycetes; Pleosporales; Pleosporaceae
Exons: 1
Coding region: 187-1014 (275 amino acids)
Biological process (GO): mRNA splicing, via spliceosome
Source: RefSeq, a predicted model, not a curated record